Molecule: messenger RNA, 1146 nt
Organism: Lottia gigantea (owl limpet)
Lineage: Eukaryota; Metazoa; Mollusca; Gastropoda; Lottiidae
Exons: 1
Coding region: 1-1146 (381 amino acids)
Biological process (GO): phosphocreatine biosynthetic process
Molecular function (GO): creatine kinase activity
Source: RefSeq, a predicted model, not a curated record
AUGGAAUUUCCAAAUCCAAAGUACGAUCUGAUCAUGGAUGAAGAUUUAAAAAAAAAUAAGUGGCCAAGUCAUUUAGACGGUAAAGACUCUGAUAUUAUUGCCCUUGAAGUUACAGGAAAACGUGAAUUUGAGAAGUACUGCAACCUGAAGACAAAAGGUGGCUGGUCAUUAGCACGAGCAAUCAACACAGGUGUUAUGAACCCUACAUCUUUGAUUGGUUGCCAUGCUGGGGAUGCUGAAUCCUACUCCCUUUUUGGAGAUGUUUUAUUUAACAAAGUGAUCAAACGAUACCAUGACGGAUAUAACGUCACUAAAAGGAAACAUGUUACAAACAUAAACGCCGACGAAAUAACUACAAAAUGGACGGCUCAUUCUAAAGAGCACAUACUAUCAUCUCGUGUAAGGGUUGCCAGAAACAUUGCUUCUUUUCCUCUGAAUCCAACUGGAUCAAAAGAAAGUCGACUUGCCAUUUGCGAUCUCAUGGAACGAUUAUUUCAAAAUCUACAAGGUGGACUAACGGGCAAGUUUUACCGACAUACAGAAAUGAGCAUCGAUGAGCAGCAAUAUCUUGUGGACAAGCACUACCUGUUCCGUGGAGGCGACAGAAUGCAGGCAGCGUCGGGGUAUCACCAGCACUGGCCUCAUGGGAGGGGAAUCUUUAUUUCAGACAGUGAACUAUUCUUAGUGUGGGUUAACGAAGGUGACCACUUGCGAAUUAUGUCGUUGGAAACCGGUGCUGAUAUUGAGGGUGUUUUUAGAAGAUUGUUCCGAGGAGUUAAGCAGCUUGAAGAGCAAAUUAAGAUUGAGUUAGCUGUGGAAUCUGCAUUUUGGUUUACGCCUUCUCAUGGUCAUUUAACGUGCUGUCCCUCGAAUCUAGGUACAGGAAUGCGAGCGUCUGUUCACAUUCUUUUACCAAAUGUUUUAAAACUGCUUUCAAAGGCAGAUUUGGAUAAGAUCGCGAGGAAAUAUUCGUGUCAAGUACGAGGAUCGUUUGGUGAACAUUCUAAGCUGAUUGAUCGACUAGAUAUUUCUAAUUGGAUACGAUUAGGACGAAGUGAAAUCGAACUGGUUCAAGAUAUGAUUCUUUGUGUGAACAACUUGAUUGAAUUGAAUGAGUAUAUAGUAGAUUCAAACGAAUCCAAAUAA